Messenger RNA from Mugil cephalus (flathead mullet), 1380 nucleotides. It is a transcript of the gene hacd2, whose product is annotated as 3-hydroxyacyl-CoA dehydratase 2. Gene Ontology annotation, biological process: sphingolipid biosynthetic process; very long-chain fatty acid biosynthetic process; fatty acid elongation. Gene Ontology annotation, molecular function: 3-hydroxyacyl-CoA dehydratase activity. Gene Ontology annotation, cellular component: endoplasmic reticulum membrane. Lineage: Eukaryota; Metazoa; Chordata; Actinopteri; Mugiliformes; Mugilidae. The record is from RefSeq and is a predicted model, not a curated record. The coding region runs from base 83 to 817 and encodes 244 amino acids. The transcript is spliced from 7 exons.
UGUGGCCCCCUGUUCGUUUCCGGACUCGGUGAACCUGACAGCCGCCUUCACCCAGGACCAAAGACCGCUGAGGGUUGCAGUGAUGUCGGCAGCUGCCCAGGGGACCAGCAGGGCUUCCCACAGCGAUGUGGCCUCGAAGAAAAAAAAGGGACCCGGAGCCCUGGCCACGGCCUACCUGGUCAUUUACAACGUUGUUAUGACAGCAGGGUGGCUGGUGAUAGCCGUGGGUCUGGUUCGAGCUUACCUGGCCAGAGGAAGCUACCAUGGGCUGUACUACUCCAUAGAGAAGCCUCUGAAGUUCUUUCAGACUGGAGCUCUACUGGAGAUACUGCACUGUGCUGUAGGAAUCGUACCGUCCUCCGUGGUCCUCACCGGAUUCCAGGUCAUGUCCCGAGUCUUCCUCACCUGGGCCGUCACACACAGCGUCAGGGAGGUCCAGAGUGAGGACAGUGUGCUGCUGUUCGUCACAGCCUGGACCGUCACAGAGAUCAUCCGCUACUCCUUCUACACCUUCAGUCUGCUCAAUCACCUUCCAUACCUCAUCAAAUGGGCACGGUACACCUUUUUCUUCGUGCUGUACCCCAUGGGAGUGACCGGGGAACUGCUGACUAUCUAUGCAGCGCUACCGACCGUGCAGAAGACGGGCCUGUACUCCGUCACCCUCCCCAACAAGUACAACUUCUCCUUCGACUACUACAGCUUCCUCAUCCUCGUCAUGAUCUCUUACAUUCCCCUCUUUCCCCAGCUCUACUUCCACAUGAUACGACAGAGGAAGAAGGUGCUGGGCCACAUAGAGGACUACAGCAAAGUGGAGUGAGUCCAGCGGCGUUCACAAAGAUCCAGACGAACAAGAGGAAACCAAAACAUCCACCGAACGAGGAACAAAAAUCACAAAACGCAAAACCAGACCAGUUCUAAAAGUGCCAGAACUGCCCUGACAAUACAGUAUAAGAUGUUUUUUUUGUUUUUACAGCCGUUGUGUUUAGACGAUUCCAAAAACCACAAAUGAACUGGUGUUUUUGUUGUUAUUUAUUUAUGGACGAACAACAGGUAUUUUUUUUGUUUAGUUUGAGAGCUCACAGCUUUAAAGAAACUGUAUUUUGACUUGGGUACGGUUGAGCUGCCAGCAGAGCACCACUAGAGUUGAAAACCUCCUUUUAAAUGACACUACAGAAAAAGGAUAGAAUACAUUUCUCGCCUCCCUGUGACUCAUCCCUCGGUCUCUUUUAAGAAGCUGUGAUGUAGAGAGAGUAAUGUGAAAUCUAGCACUGAAAGGUUUGUGUUUGUUUUCCAGUUUUUGUGUUCUUCGAUUUUACUUUAUUCCAAGGUCUGAUUACAUUCCUCAUUUAAUUCAAUAAAUCUUUUUUUUUUUCCAUUUCA